Molecule: messenger RNA, 963 nt
Organism: Ipomoea nil (Japanese morning glory)
Lineage: Eukaryota; Viridiplantae; Streptophyta; Magnoliopsida; Solanales; Convolvulaceae
Exons: 2
Coding region: 143-958 (271 amino acids)
Molecular function (GO): metal ion binding
Source: RefSeq, a predicted model, not a curated record
UAUAUAGAGGUGUAUUCCUGGCACAAAAUCACAAUCCAACAAAUCAUCAUACAUCAAUUAAGCUUAGCUUCUUUCUAGCACAACUUUAAUUUGCUGCGAAUUUAAAUCAUAUAUAUAUAUCAAGAUCGUCGCAAAUAGUACAAUGUCGUCGUGGUCGAAAGCUCCGGGUACUGAUCAAAACAUCGCCGUCCGCCUGAAAAUCCAUUCGAAGGGCGAUGAAAGAAGAAUCAAGAAAUGGCUGCUGGGCAUUCAGGGCGUUCGUCGUGUUGAUUUUGACGUCAAUAAUGGAGUCGUGAUCGUCUCCGGCACUAUAGAUCCUCCGACGCUGUUAAUGAUGCUGGAGAACUAUGGCGUAAAAGCGGAGAUCUUUGGCGCCCAACGCCGCCCUGUAAGUCCGGUGAAGGACACAGAAAUUGUCGCGCCGCCGCAGUCUAAGGUUAUCAAUCCGCUGAAUGAUCCCGACAUUGCGGCGCUGCUCGAACGUUUACCCAGAAUUUCCGCCGGGUUGCAGACCGUGGAGGUGAUCAAGACUGUGAAGAUUGUGUUUAUGGGGGAAGAGAGUGGCGGCGGCGGGAACAAAACGCUGGAAAUUACAGCGAAAAAUCUCGCCGGCGGCGGUGUUUACGGUCAGCCCCACGGCGGCGGGAUUUGCGCCGCUUCUUCUUGCGGCGGCGGCGGCGGCCACCUUGUCGGCGUGGGGAACAAUAUGCAUUGUUUCCCGCACGGCUGUCCUCAUGGGGUUUUCCCGGGCAUGCGGUGGCCACAACCGGAAUACUAUUAUGGGGGGUUUUCUCCUCUAGGGCCUCCGCCGUGGCUGCCUGUUGGAAUUCCAUCGGCGCCGCCUCUGCCGGAGGAGGAUAACUAUCCGCCACCGCCACUGCCUCCGCCGCCCGCCGCCAACCCAAUCUACACAGCGUUCAGUGAUGACAAUACUAGCAGCAGCUGCACCAUUAUGUGAGCCUU